CAGAGGAGAGGAGUUCAGGACGCAACUGGAGUCGCGCACUUCAACCACAUGCCAACAACAUCAGAUUUCCUCUGGCACAAAAUCAAUUAACCCUUGUGUUUUUUGUCCCCCUCUUGGAUUCGCGCAAAAAACAUCAUCGGCUAUUUCUUUUUUUUUUAUAUGAAGAAUGGGCUGCGCAAUAUCAGGUCUGGCAGCAAAAGCAGAGUUUGGAGAGAGGAACACAGAGGAUGCUGCUGUUGCUGCUGCGUAUCCCAGAGAGGAUCAGAUCCAGAUGAUCAAGGAGUCGUGGAAAGUUAUCCGGGACGAUAUAGCCAAAGUUGGGAUUAUUAUGUUCGUCAGGCUGUUUGAGACCCAUCCCGAAUGCAAGGACGUCUUCUUCCUGUUCCGAGACGUGGAGGACCUGGAGAGGUUGCGAAGCAGCCGGGAGCUCAGGGCACACGGUCUACGGGUGAUGUCUUUUAUCGAGAAAAGCGUGGCUCGACUGGACCAGCUGGAGAGACUGGAAGCUCUGGCUCUGGAGCUGGGAAAAAGCCAUUAUCAUUACAACGCCCCACCUAAGUACUACAGUUACGUAGGAGCAGAGUUCAUCUGUGCCGUGCAGCCCAUCCUGAAGGAGAGGUGGACAGCCGAGCUGGAGGAGGCAUGGAAGACCAUGUUCCAGUAUGUGACCAGCCUCAUGAAGCAGGGAUACCAGGAGGAGAGCAGCCGACAGCGCCACCUAGCGCUCUCCCCAAAGGAGAGACCGGACAAGAGGAACACAGCGCUAUAGGAUGCUUCUUCUCUCAACCACAACUCAAGACUGUUUUUACCAGUUCAGCACAGAGAUGUGUUUGUGUAUAUAGUGUAUUUACUGUCUCCUUUUCUACAUCGCUCGUCUACCACCGUCAUUGUUUUGCUAAUUUAUCACAAAGGCCAAAACAAAUACAUGCAGUGACUUUUAACAAAGCACUUUAUUUCUGAACUUAAAUUGUGCGGCAGGACUCAGGAGAAUGACAAGACAAUACAAAUGCUUGACAAAACAUACUGGCUGUAGUUUAACCUGCCUUGUAAUUGUGAUCAACAGAAAUGUCAUUAUUAGAAUUACAGCCGAUACUUUGUCUCUGUAUUCAUAACUCAAACUCAAUGCCUUUCAGUAAAUCUACAACUUUUAA
Dicentrarchus labrax (European seabass) is the source of this 1151-nucleotide messenger RNA. RefSeq names its product x globin (gene xgb). The record is from RefSeq and is a predicted model, not a curated record. Bases 167 to 769 code for a protein of 200 amino acids. The transcript is spliced from 5 exons. NCBI's taxonomy places the organism in Eukaryota, Metazoa, Chordata, Actinopteri, Moronidae. Gene Ontology annotation, molecular function: oxygen binding; heme binding.